AUGAAGACCCGUCGCCGCGCAUCCUUGGCGCUGCGCCAGGUGGUUAUCAACAACACCGAAGAAGCGCUCAGACACCGCAGUGGAGGUUUAGUGCAGGACUUCCUCCGCAGGGAUAGCGAGGCCACGCGGCAGCUCUCCGACGAGCUGAACCGAUUUCUGAUCGAUUCGUCAGGGAGCGAGGAGGAGGGGUCCCGACAGCAGGUGGCCGCUUCGGAAUGGAAAGAGAAGAGGCAACGGACCCAUAUCUUUGCGGACCGCUCUUUUUGGCGGAGAGCCAGACAGAUUGCAUGCUUUGAGUAUGUCUCCGAGCAGAUGCGAAGUAGCAUCAACAUCUAUUGGAAGGAAAGCCUCAAGGAUGCGGUGGACGGACGCCAGCGAGCGCAGAUCCAAGCCAGGGAGAUUUUAAAACUGGUGCAGAAAAGCCGCGGCCUAGAGACAGCUGUGGACUUUCAAGUGGGCCUGCUCUCCUUCCGCGCUGUCUUGCGAGACCGGCGCGAGGCGGACGCAGCGCUGACCAACAAGCUCCACCGCGAUGGUAAAGGCGCCCAGGAUUUUUGGAGCAUCUACCAUAAGGAGGACAGCAAGCGGCUUUCCCCCAGUCCCGGUUUGCCAGCCCUUCCUGCAGCCAUGGCCACGACGGCCACCAUGGCCACGGGUCGAAGCAGCUUUGCGGGCACGGCCAGCACGACGUUCACAGAAGGAGAGGUUUCUGCAAAAUCAGAGGAGAACAAGGAGCCAGCUCAGCGCCACGCAGCGCUGAAGUCCAAAAGCUCCCAGGUGGCCCGCAAGGUGCUGCAGCACCGCUGCGAGAUCCAGCAGAAACGGACGAAACCCGUCCCCAAGGCCUCGAAGAUGCGGAGCAUCCCAGAGAUCCAGGAGCAGGGCUACUUUGACCUGGGUCGCUUUCUUGAGCCCAGCCAGCGGCGGCGGCUGGCAGGUGCCAAGGAGCCUGCGCCCCGCCAGCCGCUCUUUGCCGGCACUGCCUCGCCUAAGCAGGUGGGGGCCGAUUUCACCGACCACUGGGGAUUCAGUAGCACAAUUUAA
Molecule: messenger RNA, 1044 nt
Organism: Cladocopium goreaui
Lineage: Eukaryota; Dinophyceae; Suessiales; Symbiodiniaceae
Source: the annotation of a GenBank genome assembly